AUGAGGGGAGCUGGGUCCGGCCGCUGCAGUAUGGGGGGGAAGUCCGUGUUUCUGACAGUCGGGACUACGAGCUUUGAUGAUCUGGUUUCCUGCAUCUCAUCUGAGCCUAAUAUCAGCAUUUUAAAAGACCUGGGCUACAACAGACUUAUUCUUCAGAUUGGGAGGGGGACAGUAGAACCAAAGUCCUAUGAUACACCUGAAUUUACCCUGGAAGUUUUCAGAUACAAGGACUCCCUUGCAGAAGACAUAAGGAAUGCUGAUCUGGUUAUAAGCCAUGCAGGUGCUGGAAGCUGCUUAGAAACUCUUGGAGAGCGAAAAUCUCUUAUUGUUGUGAUUAACGAAAAACUGAUGUCCAAUCACCAGCUUGAACUGGCAAAGCAACUAAAUAAAGAUGGGCAUCUCUAUUACUGCACUUGCAGCACCCUUGGGAGUACACUGAAGACAAUGGACCUGUCGGCUUUGAACAUUUUUCUUCCAGGCCAACCAAAAGUCUUUGCAGAUUUUUUGGAUAAAGCUGUGGGCCUUAGGUAGCAGGAAACACGCGAACCGAUAUAAAUAAAAUACUGUAAAAUGUGCACAUUAGUACAGCAAAUAGUUUAAUACAUUGAUAGAAAUAUAUUUUUUUCUUGUUUGCUCGCUUUUUGAGCCAGAUCCCAUUCCAGACCUUCAGUACAAAGGAAGUGCAGUAUGCAAAGGAAACAUGCUAUUUCAUAUGUCAUAAUGUAUAAACAUUUACACUAUAAUGUUGGCAUUGCUUGUGUUAUGUAAAUACCACUUUAACUUAAUAGCAGUUGUGAUUUAACACUUUUUCUUUCUAGUGCAUGGAAGUCUACUGUAACCAGAUAUCUUAUUUAAUAAAUUGUAGUUUCUUUGUU
Pseudophryne corroboree (corroboree frog) is the source of this 875-nucleotide messenger RNA. Its product is annotated as UDP-N-acetylglucosamine transferase subunit ALG13 homolog. Gene Ontology annotation, biological process: dolichol-linked oligosaccharide biosynthetic process. Lineage: Eukaryota; Metazoa; Chordata; Amphibia; Anura; Myobatrachidae. The transcript is spliced from 4 exons. The coding region runs from base 1 to 531 and encodes 176 amino acids. Gene Ontology annotation, molecular function: hexosyltransferase activity. The record is from RefSeq and is a predicted model, not a curated record.